Molecule: messenger RNA, 3817 nt
Organism: Phlebotomus argentipes
Lineage: Eukaryota; Metazoa; Arthropoda; Insecta; Diptera; Psychodidae
Gene: PAN2
Product: PAN2-PAN3 deadenylation complex catalytic subunit PAN2
Exons: 5
Coding region: 106-3741 (1211 amino acids)
Biological process (GO): mRNA processing; nuclear-transcribed mRNA poly(A) tail shortening
Cellular component (GO): PAN complex; P-body
Molecular function (GO): poly(A)-specific ribonuclease activity; protein binding; nucleic acid binding
Source: RefSeq, a predicted model, not a curated record
UGAUUAUUUGUCGAAUCCGUUCUCAAUAGGGCGCUGCAGUGAAACCAAAACAACGCGUUUUUCCUUUUGGAUUUGCCUGUGAAAUAUACUGUCUGAGCUCCAAUUAUGGAUUAUGUGUUUGUGCCAGGAGAUGGCGGAGAGCAGCCUGAUGAUAUUAUCGCCAUGCAGAUGUUUGACAAUUCCAAUCGCGGCCCAGAAUACACCACGAGCUUCCAGCCCUACGCCGUGGAUCAGAGCGAUCAGGAGUACAUGCCGGUGGGCUUUGUGCUGGCCGACGGAGGAGAUCGCUUUGGCGUCUCCACAGUGUGCUUCGACACGCACGAGGAGCUCCUAUGGAUGGGGAAUCAGGGUGGACACGUGACGUCCUACUACGCGGGCAGCAUGCAGAAGUACACAUCAUUCCAGGUGCACGCCACGGACAUUGUGCGACAGAUUCAGCCCAUCGAGGAGGGCAUUCUGGUGUUGACUAGCACCUGCUUGAGACACCAGAUCCGUCGUGGCAUUCCCAAGUACACACACACCUCCAAGAGCACCGUGGACAUGCUGUGCAUGGUGCAGAUGAACAGCAACAGAUUGAUUUUGGGUGGGAAUCAGGAGAAGCUGAUUGACUACAAUCCGGAGACACGCAGUGAGACACUCUUGGCGGACGCCGGAGACAAUGGAUGUGUCGUAUUGAGACUCCACAAUCGCUAUCUGUGUGCUGGCAAUGCCUUUGGUCAGAUAACACUGCGAGAUCCCUCAACACUGGCCGUUGAGCACACAAUCAAGCCACAUUCCGGCAGCUUGUCGGAUUUCGACGUGGAGGGCAAUUAUCUGAUCUCGUGUGGCUUCAGUGAGCGUCAGCAGGGCACUCUCACUGUGGAUCGCUUCCUCAUGGUGUACGAUCUGCGGAUGUUGCGCCUCGUGUCGCCCAUUCAAGUGCUGAUUGAGCCUCAGCUGCUGCGCUUCCUGCCCUCCCAAUGCUCCCGCCUGGCCGUGGUGUCUGCCCUGGGGCAGAUGCAGCUGGUUGACACGGUGGAGCUGAGUGAGCCACGCGUGUGCAUGUAUCAGGUGAACACCAGUGGCAGUCAGUGUCUCAGCUUCGACAUCAGUUCCUCCUGCCAAGCACUGGCUUUCGGCGAUCAGAGUGGUCACAUCAAUCUCAUCAGCUCAGUGAAUGUGUCAGAACCACAAUUCAACGCCUUCUCACGCGCCACGGAGUUCGCCGAUCCCAUUGAGCCACUGCCAAUUGUCCCCAUCACAGACGAGAACUUCCCACUGUCCUCAAUCCCACUGCCCGAGCUGACCACCGGCGAUUCCUGGCUGAGCGACUGGCCGCCGCAGCUCAUGGAGUAUCGCUACAGGCGCCCGAAGCCCAUCGAUCCCGAGAUCCUGGCCAGCAUGAAGAUGCAGGGUCCCAUCGGCUACGCCCUGAAUCCGCGCCACACGCGACGCAAUCAGAUUCCCUACUACAUGGAGGCUAGCGCCACCAGCAACCAAGUGGCGACGACCGUGACCAGCAAACCGGACACCGGACUCAAGAUCAUCCCCAAGAGGUAUCGCAAGGUCGAGGUGAAGUACUCAAAGUUGGGCACUCAGGAUUUCGACUUUGACCAGUACAACCAGACGGAGUUCGCCGGCCUGGAGGCCAAUCUGCCCAACGCCUACUGCAACGCCAUGCUGCAAGUGCUGCACUUCGUCAGGCCCCUCCGUGGCGCCCUGAUGGCACACUCGUGCGCCAAGGAGUUCUGCCUGGCGUGCGAGUUGGGCUUCCUCUUUCACAUGCUGGCGACGUCCAAUGGGGCGCCGUGUCAGGCCAGCAACUUCCUGAGGUCCUUCCGCACGGUGCCCGAGGCCUCGGCACUCGGUCUGAUCCUGUCGGACAGAACGAGUGGCAAGGCGAAUCUUGUGGGUUUGAUUCAGAGUUGGAAUCGCUUCAUCCUUCACCAGAUCCACUACGAACUCCUGGAGACGGCCAAGAAGUCCCUGUCGCACACCUUUGGUGAGUGUUCCGUGACAUCGUCGCCGAAGAAGAUGUCCUCGUACGAGGAGAACUUCCCCAAGCUGCAGGAGAGCUCGACGACGGUGUGCGAGGAGAAGUUUCAGUUGAUUGAGGCGAAGGAGGAGGAAGUGUCUGCCGGCGCCACACCACAGCGGCCCAGGGAGGAUGAGGAGACGGAGAUCAGCAGUCUCUUCGGCACCAGGCAGACGUGCACUUCACGCUGUCUCAAGUGCAGCGAUGAGCGAUCGAAGGUGAACAUUCUGCUGGUGUGUAGUCUGCUCUACGCCAAUCCUGGGCAUGAGGACAGUAAUGUCACAUUCGCCCGGCUGCUGAGGAACUCAUUGAGUGGCGAGAAGACCAUUCCCGUGUGGUGUGAGCGAUGCAAGAAGUUCACGCCGACCAAUCAGUAUGUGCGAGUUGUGAAGCUGCCCAAGAUUCUGGCCAUCAACUGUGGCCUGGACAAUGACAAGGAUCUGCAGUUGCUGAAGCGCAUAACGACAAAGGUGGCGUCGUCGGGCGUGAGUGCGGAGAAUGUCACGGUGACCAGCAUGAAGCCGUGCAGAUAUGGCGUGAAUUGCUCACGCAUUGACUGCCAUUUCUCCCAUCCGGACAGAAAGUCACCCACAUCGCAAGCCACGCCGACGCCGUCCAGCAGGAGCAACACGUGGUUUCCGCUCCACUUCACACUGCAGAUUGACGGGGAGAAGAGUCUGACCAUUGAGGAGGAUGUGGGGGUGAGGAAGUCAUCUCCUGAGGUGGAUGGGCAGCGGAUGAUGUACGAUUUGACGGCGGUGGUGUGCCAGAUUGACGAUGGCACGUGCAAGAAUCUCGUGUCGAUUGUCAAAGUGCCGCCAUCGAGUGGGGGGGAGGAGAAUGAUGGCGGCUGGUUUGUGUUCAAUGACUUCAGCAUCACGCCAGUGCCGGUGCAGGAGGCGGUGUGGUUCACGCUGGACUGGAAAGUGCCGUGCGUGCUAUUCUACAGCACGCACGAGGCACAACAGGUGGACGAGAGUGCUGCCAUCCAGCGCAUCACCCCAGAACUCAAUCCCUUCAGCACAGAUCUCUAUGCGCGUCAACUCAUGCUGGAACCAUGCGACUUUCGGCCACUCACGCACGCUGAGAUGCCUUCGCGUGGCGAUCUGGUGGCGAUGGACGCGGAGUUUGUGACGCUAAAUCCGGAGGAGAAUGAAAUGCGUCCGGACGGGAAGAUGGCGACAAUUAAGCCGAGUCACAUGAGUGUGGCGCGAAUCACGUGCAUUCGCGGUCAAGGUGAACUCGAGGGUGUGCCGUUCAUCGAUGACUACAUCUCGACGCAGGAACAAGUGGUGGAUUAUCUCACGAAAUUCUCCGGCAUCAAACCGGGCGAUCUGGACGCCAAUUUCAGCAAUAAGAAUCUCACGACGCUCAAGAGUUCGUAUCAGAAGUUGCGCUUCUUGACCGACAGCGGCGUGAUCUUCGUGGGUCACGGCUUGAGGAAUGAUUUCAGGGUAAUCAACAUGAUCGUCCCGCCGGAGCAGGUCAUCGACACUGUGCACCUCUUCCACCUGCCGCACCAGCGCAUGGUGUCGCUGCGCUUCCUCGCCUGGCACUUCCUGGGCAGCAAGAUCCAGUCCGAGACGCAUGACUCCAUCGAGGACGCGCGCGCGGCGCUUCAGCUGUACAAGGAGUACGAGAAGCUAAAGAAGGAGGAGAAACUGGCGUCCGCCAUCAAGUUGCUGUACGAGAUGGGCAAGCAGUUGUCGUGGAAAGUGCCCGAAUAGCCAGAGAGAAAAAGUGUGCAAAAACAAGAGAAAUGGUGGGAAAUAAAGGGAGAGAAAAAAGAAUGUAAAAUAGUAA